Molecule: messenger RNA, 1287 nt
Organism: Wyeomyia smithii (pitcher-plant mosquito)
Lineage: Eukaryota; Metazoa; Arthropoda; Insecta; Diptera; Culicidae
Product: hydroxymethylglutaryl-CoA lyase, mitochondrial
Exons: 4
Coding region: 140-1117 (325 amino acids)
Biological process (GO): ketone body biosynthetic process; L-leucine catabolic process
Molecular function (GO): hydroxymethylglutaryl-CoA lyase activity
Source: RefSeq, a predicted model, not a curated record
UGGUAACACUGGCAUCAGCUGAUUGAUAAGCUCCAGCAACAGCGAAACGAACUGGAUUAUUUCGUUUCAAUUUGUGUUUGUUUACUUUCGCUUUUUUUCAUUUUCCUUUAGUUUGAAAUAAUUUCUUAAGUUUUCAAAUAUGUUUCAAAUGUUACGGCGCUUAAUUCGUGUGUGCUCCAUCAGAGAUUAUACAACGAAUAUGGCUCAACCUACCUCAGUUCGGAUUGUGGAAGUAGGACCCCGGGAUGGGCUUCAAAAUGAACCCACUCUGUUGCCUGCAGAAACCAAAAUUGAACUUGUAAAUGCUUUGUCGGAGACCGGCCUGCGGUCUAUUGAAGUUACCAGCUUCGUAAGUUCUAAGUGGGUUCCGCAAAUGGGUGAUAACGCGGAGGUGUUCAAGGGGAUCAAUAAAUUACCCGGCAUCAGCUAUUCAGUUUUGACGCCUAACUUAAAAGGAUUUCAAGCUGCUUUAAAAGCUGGUGCUGAGGAAGUGGCUGUUUUCGGUGCAGCAUCCGAAAGUUUCACUAAGAAAAAUGUCAAUUGUUCAAUCGCCGAAAGUCUAUCUCGAUUCCAAGAUGUUAUGGAUGCAGCAAAGGAAGCUAACGUUAGAGUGAGAGGAUACGUCUCAACUGUUGUUGGGUGCCCUUAUGAGGGGAAAAUCAAACCAUCAGCCGUGGUUCGUGUAGUUGACAAAUUGUUGGAGAUGGGUUGCUAUGAAAUUUCCCUUGGCGACACUAUCGGAGUCGGAACACCAGGAAACUUCUCGGAAAUGCUGCGUGAAGUAACCAAAAUUGCACCAAUCAGCAUGCUAGCCGUUCACUGUCACGAUACGUAUGGUCAGGCUUUGCCUAACAUUUUGGCAUCGUUAGACUUUGGAGUGGCCGUGAUUGAUGCCUCGGUAUCGGGUCUCGGUGGAUGUCCCUACGCUCGAGGUGCGUCGGGAAAUGCGGCAACAGAAGAUGUGGUUUAUAUGUUGCACGGACUAGGAAUCGACACUGGUAUCGAUUUGGGGAAGCUUGUUAAUGUUGGAAAAUUUAUCUGCGAAAAACUUGGACGACAGUCAGAAUCGAAGGUUAACCGGGCCAUGAGAAAAACUAAUCCUUGUGCUGCAGGGUAAGCUGGUUUGAAAUAUUAGGAUGUUUCUACAAGUUGACUCAUGAUAUAUGUUGCAUUUACUAAACUAAGAUCACUGAAGUUCUUAAAAUAAUGAAUUUGAUGUAUUUUUUUGCAAAUAUAUUAUUUAAAAAGCCAUAUAUUUACCCAAUAAAGAUAUUUUUUAAAUUUGUA